Peniophora sp. CBMAI 1063 is the source of this 348-nucleotide messenger RNA. The record is from the annotation of a GenBank genome assembly. NCBI's taxonomy places the organism in Eukaryota, Fungi, Basidiomycota, Agaricomycetes, Russulales, Peniophoraceae.
AUGGCUUCUCGACGCUUCAAGCUGGUCUUCUUCUGCCCUGCUGAUAAGACCCACCGAGUACUCGAACAGCUCUUUGGGCGCUUUCCAGGGCAACUUGGGAGGAUCGGCAACUACGAGCAGUGCGCUUUCCUUACGAAGGGCAUAGGUCAGUUCAAACCUGUGGGUGCGGCCAACCCCGCUAUCGGUGAAGUUGGCCAGUUGGAGCACAUAGAGGAACACCGCGUAGAAAUCAGCGUUCGGGAUAGUGCCAACGACCAUCAGGGCAUAAAAGACAUCAUAAGCGAGCUCAAGAAGGUUCAUCCAUACGAGGAGGUCGCGUACGAUGUAUACCAGUUGAUGGACUUCUGA